AAUCGGUCAACAAGGAGAUGUUCGAGCACAUCAAGGAUCUUGUGGAAGCGGAUGAUUCGGGUCCAAGGGCGUGGAAACUACUACGUGAUGUGGUUCAGCCCAACACUCUCCUGAUGGUGAUCGUGCUCGAGAAGGAACUUGCUGCCAUCUCCAUGCAACCAGGGGACGAUGUGAAGCCGGUCCUUGACAAGAUCAAGGACACCUAUGCAAGGAUGGCAGCAGCGGGCAGCAGUGUAUCUCAGCUGCAGCAGUGCACCAAGAUCAUCUCGGUGUUGGACAACUCUUGGGACAACCUCAUCCCCACCCUCAACUCUCAACAAGAUCAAUGGACACCUGAGUGGCUAAGGCAGCAGAUUCUGCAGGAGGACUUCCGCAGACGCCAUGUGGGAGGCGGUGCUGCCACUAAGACUGCUGAGGGGUAUGGAGCUGCAGGGCGCGGCAGAGGAAGAGGGGGUUGGAGAGGCCGAGGCCGUGGGAGGAGCUUUGGCAGAGGUAGAGGCCGAGGUGACUAUAAUGAGGGCAUGGGAGCUCCAGUGGCAGGGGAGUACCAGAAUGGAGGGCACCUGCUGGUACUGCAAGAAGGUCGGGCAUCCUUGGUUCAAGUGCUUCAGCAGGCCGGAGGGAUGGGCACCUCCAGGCAUGAAGCCGCCCAGUGGUGAACGCGCACAAGGUGGUGCUGUGCAAGGCUCAGGUGCACAAGGUGAAGGUGCACAAGGUAAUGCCUAUCCUGGGAUGUUUCUUAUGGUUGAGGAUGUGCAUGGGCAUGAGGGUGAUGUGGGAUCUGUGGGAAAGGUUGUGAUGCACCCUCUCACGCACUGGGUGAUUGAUUCAGGUUGCACCAGUCACAUGACCCCACGGGCAGAUUUGCUUGAUGAGGUAAAACCCCCUGGGAAGAUCAAGUAUGUGGCAGCAGCGUCAGGUGCUUUGCUCCCUGUCAUUGGUGUUGGAAAUGCCAAGGUUAAGGGAGCUAAUGGGGAGCUUGUGGGGCUUGGGAAUGUUCUGCUGGUUGAAGGCUUGUCUGCUAACCUUCUCUCUGUGCGACGACUGCAGAAGAGCAAGGCCGAAGUGACCUUUGGACCAACCAGCUGCCAUGCUAAGCUUGGGAAGAAGGUGCUGUGGAGUCUGGAAGAGGAGACCAGCUGCAUCAAGGACCUGUGGCAGCUGCCCAUCAUCCCAUGGAAUGGGAAGACUCCAACAGCAGCAACGGCAGCAACGGCAAAGGCAACAGCAGGAGGAGAUGCAACUGCACCAACUGAUGGGGUCCUGGAAGCAGUCAAGAAAGUGCAGCAGCAGCAGACACAUGGCGAGGUGCUUGCUGGUGUGGAUGCGAGUGCGGCAUGGGCUAAGGCUUCAUCAAGGAGUGGAGAGGCCGAUUGGGAGACAUGGCAUGAGAGGCUGUGUCAUGUGAACUUCCCUAUGCUGCAGAAGUUGGUGAAGGAUGGGAGCCUGAAGGGCUUGGAGGUGAAAGGGGGAGUGAAGGAGAUUGGGAGCUGCCCUACAUGCUUGGAGACCAAGUUCUCCAAGUUCCCCUUCAACAGCACUACAGGACCAGCCAAGACCCCACUUGCACUUGUGCACAUGGAUGUGGUGGGGCCCACAAGAGCCCCUUCCCUCUCAGGCAGCCGCUAUUUCUUGACAAUUGUGGAUGACCACACUCGGGCAGUGUGGGUUUACCCUUUGAAGAGCAAGGGGGAGGUGGCAGCGGCUGUCCUUAAGGAGUGGAUGCCUAGAGCUCAGAGGGAAUGCGGAUACAAGGUGAAGGUGAUCCGCAGUGACAAUGGUGGGGAGUUCAUUGGAGCUGAUUUUGAGGGGGAGUUGAAGAGGAAGGGGAUCCAGCAUCAACUGACAGUGCCCUACAACCCGCAGCAGAAUGGCGUGGCUGAGAGGUUCAACAGGACCCUGCAGGAGGGGGCACGCACUCUCCUUGGGCGUGCAGGGCUGCCUGAUCCGUUUUGGGUGUCUGCACUGAGGCAGGUCGCCCUUGUGAAGAAUAGGGUGCUGGCUACAGUUGGAGAUAAGGAGUGGAUCCCAUAUGCCAAGUGGUAUGGGAGUGCUCCAGCGGUGAACAUGCUGAGGGCAUUUGGGUGCAUGGUGGUGUUUCAUGUGCCCAAGGAGAAAAGGGGGAAGUUGGAGGCUUCUGGAAGAUGGGGUGUGCACUUGGGGAUUGCAAAGGAUCACAAGGGGUGGCUGCUAUGGGACCUGACCACCCAGAAGCUGACAGUGUCAAGGGAUGUGAAGUUUCUUGAGUCCCUGUACUAUAAGGAAUGGAAGCAGCAGCAACAGAAGCUUCCAUCUACACCGCUCAUUGUGGAGGCAGAUGAGGUGCAGCAGCCUUCAAGACAGGUGGAGGUUGCAGUGGCAGAGGAGGAGAUGUCUGGGGUGACUGAGGAAGGGGGAGCAGCUGAAGUAGAGCAGCAGCAGCAGCAGCAGCAUGAGUCUCCACCUCGAGUUCCACACCCGCCUGAGCGUCCUAGGAGGGAUGUGCGCCCUCCUGUGAGGCUGACCUAUGGGGGAAGAGGCAAGCCGAAUGUGGUGCAGGCUGGGAGUGUGGUUGAGCAGAUUGAGGAAGAUGAGAUCGCUCACUGCUACUGGGCACCAAUCCCUGAGUACAUGGCCUUACACCAUGGGGCCAAGGAAGUAGUGUGGCUAAGGCGUUUGUUGGAGGAGUUGGGAGUUGGUCAGGAGAAGCCGACAGUUGUGUUUUGUGACAAUGAGUCCGCUGUGAAGCUCGCCAAGAAUGCUUGUCUGCAUGGGCUGACAAAACACAUAAGGCCUAAGUGGCAUUGGGUGAGGAGAAUCCUUGAUAAGGAGGUGCGGCUGGAGAUAGUGAAGACCCAUCAGCAGGCAGCAGAUAUUUUCACUAAGCGUCUGGCGGAGGCGGAUCAUUGGAAGGGCAUGAAGCUUGCUGGGAUGAGUGUGCAUUGAGUAUGCAUGCUUGAGAUGUG
This is a messenger RNA of Closterium sp. NIES-67, 2945 nucleotides long. Lineage: Eukaryota; Viridiplantae; Streptophyta; Zygnematophyceae; Desmidiales; Closteriaceae. The record is from the annotation of a GenBank genome assembly.